UUCUUUUCAUGUUCACUAAAUUCUUCUUAUUGACUCUCUCCUAGGGUUUUUAUCUUUUAGCUUUGCUCGUCGGUGUCUUUUUAGGUUUUCUCUUUUUCAACUUUAUGGCAAACGAAGGCGCGGCAAACACGGAGCACAUCAAUGGAGAUAGCGGCAAGGCAGUGAGCUUAGCGUCUUUCAAGGCACAGCUGGUGCUGCCUGAGUCGAAGGCGAAUGAAGCGGUGAAGUUCUAUAAGGCGGCUUUUGGCGCAGAGGAACUUGUUCGCGUGAAUCAUUCCAAGCGCAAGGCCGAGCAGGACGUACCGCUUAUCAUCUUUGCUGAGCUCAAGAUCAGCAACAACUCCUUUCUAGUCUCCGACCAGACCGAUGACUUCGUCAAUGCGCUUGAUGGUGGUGGCUGCGGUAUCGUUUUUCGGCUUGAAACAGAAGAUGUUGCUGGUUUGGUGGCGAAGGCAGUGGAGGCAGGUGCGGUUGCUGAUGGCGAGAUCACUGAGAUGGAUGAUGCUUACGGCGGUGGCCUUCUCGGCAAGCUGAAGGAUCCCUUUGGUAUCUUGUGGUUCGUUGCCUCGGCGACGAAGAAGUCUUGCGAGGCAGAGUCUUAAACAAUUUAGUCGCUGGGUAUCUUGGUUUCCCUGUACCGCAGCUAGUUAUCUUUCUUUUUGACUAUAAUGGACCACUGUAGUACCGCGAGUAGGAGUUGAUUAUGCCGAUCGAUGAACGGACCUGAUCUUCUUAUGUUCACUUGUAGGCUCAUGCAAUCCACUGCAGCUAUUUUCUGUUCUCUAAUCCUUACCAAAACAGUAUGCAAUUUUUUUGACUGGUUGGUUUAUAUUGAUGGUUUCUCCUCAUA
Dendrobium catenatum is the source of this 850-nucleotide messenger RNA. RefSeq lists its product as uncharacterized. Lineage: Eukaryota; Viridiplantae; Streptophyta; Magnoliopsida; Asparagales; Orchidaceae. Bases 105 to 602 code for a protein of 165 amino acids. The transcript is spliced from 2 exons. The record is from RefSeq and is a predicted model, not a curated record.